UCUUGUUACAAAGAGGUGUUCCGAAGGUAUGGAAAUUUUUCCGGUGAUAUCCCGGAAGGAAAAUUUGUACUUGGGUUAUAGGAAUAGGGUCAAUCUCAUUAAAAUGGGCAUCUCUGUUCGAGAGGGGGUAACGUUUAAUUUCAUUCUGUGGGGCAAUUUUCAAUUCUUUGAAAAAUCGUUGCGGGAUGGAAAUACGGUGUCGGGAAUUAUCCUUAACUAUUAACUCACGGGAUUUCGACAAAUUCUUUCGUUUUUUACGGGGCUUUCUUAGCAAUUUCUUCACACAAUUACUAUUGUUGUUUAUUAUUUUCUUCUCUUUUAAUAUUUCUUCUGAUGAGUUAAUAAAGGUAGUUUCUGAUGAAUAAAUAAUUUGCGAAUAGGUAGACAUUUGUAGAUUAUUAAGAUGACUAAGGGGUGGAUUAUGGGAUAAAUCUGGAACGGGGUCAUCGGGAAAAUCAAGGGAAACUUCUUCAGAGUGAAUAUCGGUUUUAACUUCAUUAAUUUCGUUUGUAAUCUCUGGCAAGGGUGUAAAUUCUUCACAAGUAAAUUCUUUUAAAUUAUUAGGGGUAUUUUUAAUAUUACAGAUUUCUUCAAACGGAGAAAAGCCAGGAGGGGGGCUAAUGGGUCUUUUAUUAAUACUUUCAUUUGAUGGUCUAUUCAAAAUUUGGGGAACGCAAACAUUAUCAAAUUUAUCCUUUUCAUUUACAAUCUGGGUAUUUAACAUA
Meloidogyne enterolobii is the source of this 725-nucleotide messenger RNA. Lineage: Eukaryota; Metazoa; Nematoda; Chromadorea; Rhabditida; Meloidogynidae. The record is from the annotation of a GenBank genome assembly.